GAGAUGGACUUCCGGAUUCAAAAAUUAUAGUAUGUCAGCGACAUUAAAGCCAUAUUUAAAUGCCGUGAGGCACACACUAACAGCAGCCUUAUGUCUUGAAAACUUCUCAUCUCAGGUCGUUGAGCGACACAACAAACCAGAAGUAGAAGUUAGGAGUAGUAAAGAGUUACUUUUAACUCCAGUAGUUAUCAGUAGAAAUGAGAAAGAAAAAGUUCUUAUAGAAGGUUCAAUCAACUCACUAAGGAUAAGCAUUGGUGUGAAACAGGCUGAUGAAAUAGAAAAAAUAUUAUGCCACAAGUUCAUGAGGUUUAUGAUGAUGAGAGCAGAAAAUUUCAUUAUACUUAGGAGGAAACCCGUAAAGGGAUACGAUAUUAGUUUUCUCAUUACAAACUUCCAUUCAGAGGCUAUGUUUAAACACAAACUGCAGAAGAAUUCCUCAAGCGAUUUUAGGGUAGAAGCCAAGUGGAACAACAUGGGAAUACUGGUCUUCAUAACAUACACACUAUCCACACAAACAUUUAAUGUCAGGGCGAAAGUUUUAAAAUGUCAAAUAACUGUAUUCAUUAAAUAGCAAAGAAUAUUGCUAUGAAUUGUUCAGUGCACAAUAGCAUAUAACACGUCACCUGGUCACCUUAGUAACAACAGAAGAAAACAAUACAUGACAAGAGUUUUAGAUUUUUGCUAUUUUGUUGUGUGUUAAAUACCUAACUUUAGCAACUUUCACCUAAUAGAGCCUAAAAAUAGACACAGAAGUAUGGGAAAGAACUGUUGUAAUAGUGUCUAUUUUAGGCUGUCACUGUUAGUGUUAAAUUUGGAUAUUGCAUUUACAUAUAAAACUGUCAAUUUAGUAAGUGGCUUUUCUGGAUAUAUACCUAAUAUGUGAUGAUGUAAUGUACCUGAAUUACAAAAUCUAAAAUAUGUUUGAUUUUGAAGAGGCAAUAAAAACAGAAAUAUGUAUGUUAAUCUAAUCAAUCAUUGUUAAAACAUUUCUUAUGUUUGUAUUUUUAAAGAAAGUCUGAUUAUUACACUGAAUACUAAAUUCUUCAUACAAGUAAUUCAAGGUAAAGGGAGCACAUGUUUAAACAAUUGCUCGUCAUUUUUAUGUUGAAAUUAACAUGUACUUUUUUCCUACACCAAUCAAGCAGCAUCACACCGGGAAAAUGGGAAGCAAAAAUAUUAACCUCCAAAAUUUUAUAAUUCAUGUGACAUGUGUGUAACAACAUGUAUAAUACAUCAGAAAAUUAUGUACAUUUAUAUUACUGUAGAUAAUGUUGCAUCAAUUUUGUAUAAAAUAAAAUUAAUAUAACUAAAAA
Owenia fusiformis is the source of this 1313-nucleotide messenger RNA. NCBI's taxonomy places the organism in Eukaryota, Metazoa, Annelida, Polychaeta, Sabellida, Oweniidae. The record is from the annotation of a GenBank genome assembly.